UAGCGAGUGGGAGCAGCUGAUCACCAGAGGUUAGAUAAUAGAUUUCUGCUUCCUCCCUUAGAACAACGUCAACAUGGCUCUGCGAUUUGUGGCCAAGUCAUGCCGAUCCCUCCUGCAGAACGGCAAUCGUCCUUCGUCCUGGACCCGAACCCUAGCCCACUAUCCCGUCAACGAUGCCAUGUUCGGGCUGGACGAGGAUCGCCAGAAAUUGAGGGAAGUCGCCUUUAAUUUCUUCCAGAAGGAACUGGCUCCACUGGCCAAGGAGAUCGACAAACUGGAUAACUUCAAGGACAUGCGUCCUUUCUGGAAGAAACUGGGCGAUCUUGGCUUCCUGGGCAUCACAGCGGAGCCAGACUUUGGUGGCACUGGGGGCAGCUAUCUCGAUCACUGCAUCAUCAUGGAGGAAUUCUCGCGAGCUGCUGGUGGCGUGGCUCUGUCUUAUGGAGCGCACUCCAACCUGUGCAUCAAUCAGCUGACCAAGAACGGCACUCCCGAGCAGAAGGAGAAGUACCUGCCAAAGCUGUGCAGCGGUGAGCACGUCGGAGGACUGGCCAUGUCCGAACCCGGAGCUGGAUCCGAUGUGGUGUCCAUGAAGCUGCGAGCCGAGCGCAAGGGCGACUACUAUGUGCUGAAUGGAUCGAAAUUCUGGAUUACGAACGGAUCCGAUGCCGACACUUUAAUUGUCUAUGCCAAGACCGGUGGUCCUGGAGUGCCGGACAGGCACGGUAUCACAGCUUUUAUAGUGGAGACCGCCUGGGAGGGCUUCAGUGUGGCCCAGAAGCUGGACAAGCUGGGCAUGCGUGGCAGCAGCACCUGUGAACUGGUCUUCCAGGAUCUGAAGGUGCCCGCCAAGAAUGUGCUGGGCCAGGAGAACAAGGGCGUCUAUGUACUAAUGUCUGGAUUGGACUUUGAGCGCUUGGUGCUCGCAGCCGGACCCGUUGGUCUGAUGCAAGCGGCCUGCGACGUGGCCUUUGACUAUGCCCACCAGCGGAAGCAGAUGAACCAGCUUAUCGGCGAGUUCCAGCUGCUGCAGGGCAAGAUGGCCGACAUGUACACCACGCUGAGUGCCUGCCGCAGCUACCUCUACACGGUGGCCAGAUCCUGUGACUCUGGCUCACGCAGCUCCAAGGAUUGCGCUGGAGUCAUUCUCUACACCGCCGAGAAGGCCACUAAGGUGGCGUUGGAUGCCAUUCAGAUUCUCGGUGGCAACGGCUACAUUAAUGAGAACCCAACGGGUCGCAUCCUGCGGGACGCCAAGCUGUACGAGAUCGGAGCAGGCACCUCGGAGAUCAGGCGCUGGCUCAUCGGUCGCAAGUUGAACCAGGAGUACAAGUAGGAGCAAGGAGCCCAGCUCUAAUCCAGAACCAGAAACGCAUUUAUAGAAUGACAACUGUGGCAAUUUUGUGAAAAAACUCUACGACCUGACAGACUAAAUGUUGCAUUUAUUUUCUUAAUUAUAAAUAAGAUUUAUAAAAUCCUUUUAUGUUGUGUGUGCCUUAAUAAAAACUACGAUGUAUAUA
Drosophila serrata is the source of this 1520-nucleotide messenger RNA. Its product is annotated as isovaleryl-CoA dehydrogenase, mitochondrial. Gene Ontology annotation, cellular component: mitochondrion. Gene Ontology annotation, biological process: L-leucine catabolic process. Gene Ontology annotation, molecular function: flavin adenine dinucleotide binding; 3-methylbutanoyl-CoA dehydrogenase activity. The record is from RefSeq and is a predicted model, not a curated record. Lineage: Eukaryota; Metazoa; Arthropoda; Insecta; Diptera; Drosophilidae.